Schistosoma turkestanicum is the source of this 1752-nucleotide messenger RNA. The record is from the annotation of a GenBank genome assembly. Lineage: Eukaryota; Metazoa; Platyhelminthes; Trematoda; Strigeidida; Schistosomatidae.
UAAUGGAUAUAUGUAUGUACAGGAUAUAAUGCUGGAAAUAUAAUCUGUCGUUCUAACGCUGAUUAUGUAGUAAGAUAAUAAUUUCUCAUUCACCGAAAUCGAUCACAUUGAAAGGAAGUUUUACUUAACCGGUAGUUAAUAAACGUGCUAAUAAUAAUAUAAAUGAUCAUUUUGAAUACAAUUUUUCGCAGAUUAUUUGUCAAAAGACUACAUUAUAUAUGUUUAUUCAUUUUAAUUGUAAUUAUCGUACUCAAUAAAAUUGUCGAUAAUAAGAGAGAUGAAUGGUCAAUAUUAGACAAUAAAAUAUUAGCUUAUCAAAACUUAGAUGUGAAACUUACAAAGAUUUGUGAAUCUUUUAUAAACACAGAACCAAAUCAAACAUUUGCUAAACAAUAUGAACAUUAUUCAACAGAACAACAUCUCUUGUAUCAAUGGAAAUCAUUGAAUGAUUGUACAAUUUUUCAAAAAUUAUGGAUAAGUAAAGAAGAAUUGAAUUAUCCAAUUGGAUUCGCCUUUGCAGUCUAUGAAAAUAUUGAUCGUGUAGCACGUUUGUUACGUCUUUUGUAUAGACCACAUAAUUUAUAUUGUAUACAUGUAGAUCGUAAUGCUUCAGAUAGAUUUUAUCAGUCUGUAGUUGACUUAGCUAAAUGUUAUGGUACAAAUGUUGAAAUUAUCAAACGAUCUCAAAGUGUUUCAGUUAAAUGGGGUUAUUUUUCCGUUCUAGAUUCAUUUCUUAAAUGUACUCAAAUCAUGUUGAAUAAUACAAAAAUUGACUGGAAGUAUGUUAUGAAUAUUAAUGGAAAAGAAUUACCAUUACAUACUAACUGGGAAAUUAUUAAAGCGUUAAAAGCUUUGAAUGGAUCUAAUAUAGUUGGAUGUACAAUAAAAAAUGGACCAAAGAAAAGACUUCCUAGUAGGAAACCAUCAUUCAAUGUAACGUGGAUAAAAGGAAGCUUUUUAGUUGCACUUCGUAAAGAAUUUGUCAGUUAUGUACAUACGAAUCCUUAUGCCAUUGAAUUAUUAAAUAUUCUUAGAGAAGAACAACAUUUGAUGAAAAUACCAGAUGAAAUGUUUUUUAGUACAUUAGCUUAUAAUCCGCAAUUAUCGGCUCCUGGUGCUUGUCAAGAUUUUUAUCCACCUAAUGAAAAUGAUAACCAGUCAACUUUUGUAUCACGUUUUGUUAUUUGGAAACCGAAAAAAUGUGUAACGGGAAAAAGAUAUCAUACAGUAUGCAUGUUAGGUGUACAACAUUUGUACAACUUAACAAAACGUCAAGAAUUUUUCGCAAAUAAAUUUCACACUGGUUUUUACGAUGCAGCAUAUGAUUGUCUUGAAUACUGGAUAUUAAAGAAAAUGAGAAACGAACGUUUGACAGGAAGAUUAGAUUCAACGUUCAAUCCUCAAUUCUAUGCUGAACUGCAUUGUUCUAAAAACCAUAUAUAAUACCACCUGGCUGUAUUAUUCUAUUUUGUUACUUAUGUAUUUAUGUAAAAGAGUUGUGAACUUUUCAAAAUUUUUAUUGCACAAUCAAAUUGUCAUCUGUGAAUUCUAAACUAGAAAUGACAGAAAAAUUUACUCUUUGUAUCAUUCAGAAUCUGUAUUUGAACAAAUCUACCUCUCACUUACAGUUUACGUCCAGUAUAUGCCGAAAAUUCAACCACUAAUGCAACACUGCAAAUGUUGUUGUACUGAAAGUGAUUUUGUUACACUUUGAUGUUAAAAGUUAGUAAUUUAAGCUGUAUUCAGGUACAA